GCAACCAACCAGGGACAACAAAGGAGGUUGGUGAAUUCACCUGUUGAGCGAAAGCAUCAGCGGAGGAUCUUGGAAGUGAGUUUAUACUCCUGUACUGAUUCACUGUGACUACAACUUCCCUUCAUGGACAAAUUAAAGCGAGUACUCACUGGCCAGGACAGUAACGACAACUCCAACGUAUUGUCAGAGGCAGUAUCCGAUGCAACAUCCUUAGGAUGGAGCACAAGGGUGAAAGGGUUCAUUGCCUGCUUCGCAAUAGGUGUGCUGUGUUCAAUACUGGGAGUCUGUUUACUGUGGGUGCCUAGAAAUGGAUUAGUACUGUUUGCUGUCUUUUACACACUUGGAAAUAUUUCAGCCAUUGGAAGCACUUUUUUUCUAAUGGGACCCUUAAAGCAGAUGAAGAAAAUGGUUGAGCCAACUCGAGCCAUAGCCACCACUGUAAUGUUGGUGUCUCUGAUCUUAACACUGUGCUCUGCAUUUUGGUGGAAGAACAAGGGGCUUGCUGUGCUGUUUUGCAUUAUGCAGUUUUUCGCAUUUGCAUGGUAUAGUUUAUCCUUUAUACCAUUUGCGAGAGAUGCUGUGAAGAGUUGCUUUUCAGUCUGCUUGUCUUAAAGAUGCCUUGUUCUGCUCUGUUUAUGUAUAUGUAUGUGUGUGUGUGUGUGUGUGUGUAUAUAUAUAUAUAUGUGUGAAGGUGGUCUGUAGGAGGGGAGAAUGUGGUGUCCAAAGCUCUAAUACUAAACUCUAUACUAACACAGGUGGGGUAAUUUGCUUUUAUACUGUAAAAAAAUCUUAGUUUAAACAGUGUUCUGCCACACAGGCUCCUUCACAUGUGGGGCAAGUUAUGUUUAACAAGCCUAUACUGUAUCUCACAGUGUCUUAAUAAUGUCUGCCUACUGUUUUUUUUUUUUUUUGGUGAAAUAAUUAUUAAAUUGUUAAAUAAAAUAAAAUAAAUAAAGAUUUAGCUUUGAUCAAAGCAUCAAAAAGCUCACAGGAAUCUUACACCAUAUGAGAGAAAACAUACCUAAAAAUAAUGAUAACAAACUUUUGGUACAAAUAUUUUGAUGGUGUUGAUACUGCAGGAGUGUCCAAACCAUGUCUGCCUGGUAGAUCGAUGCAUCCAAUAUGCCAUUUAUCUUGUAACUAGUUAAAGAGCUUCAGUGUCUUAUAUGGAGACAAACAAUAAUAAUACAAGGGCAUACCCAAGACCGUGCCUGGUUAAGAGAUAUGCAGUGUUGAAAGACUUACAGUUUUAAUUUCAGUUUCCUGUAGAAAAAGAAUAAUGGAAGUUGCUGCCAAUUGUAUUGAAAGUGUCCUUAUAGAUAGAUAUCGAUUGUAUUGAAAGUGUCCUUACAUAUUACUGAUUUUUAUUCCAACAUUUGGAAAAUGUAAAUAUAAUAAUCCUACUAACACAUAAUGAGAAUAUUUACAUUCCAAUAUUGGUAAUUUGUUCCUAAUGGAAAAACAGAUUAAGGCUAAGAAUGUAAAUUAAUAUUAUAUGAUGUAGCCAACUUUACAACCUCCAUUGUGUAAAGCACUAGAUUUAUUGAGCUUUUGCUCCAGUGAAGUUUGCGCCACUUUAAAAUUACAAAUUAAAAAAAGAACAGGUGCGUCUGAAGUGCCUGCCGCUUUAGGAAGCAACCUUUUAUAGACCAUGUUCUGCCACAUCACCCCUUUCCUCCACUAUCUUCAAUCUGGCCCCAACAUUAUUUCAAUAAUAUUUAUCUUGUUACUUAUGAAAAUCCUUCUGUUAGCUACACUGUCAAUUUUGGCCAACAUGAAAUGUGCACAGACAUGCAGUUUACAUCUGUAGUAUAAAGCAUUUUGACAGUCUAUGAAUUAUAAAUAUAUAAAACUUAGUGAAACAGUUACGAGUUAAAUUCCAACAAAAUGGAGAACAAACAGGUUAAACACUGGUACAAUAGUGAUAAGUCAACAUAAUUACAAGAAAUUACAAAGUACAUUCAGUUCUGUCUUAAACCUAUGUAUUUGGCAGUGCGUUGGCAAGGAAUAUACCACUGUAAAACACUAAAAGUUUAUUUUGGGGAGAAAGGAAACAUGUUAUGAAUCAAAGUAAGGGUCUUGUGGUUGAGUGGCUGUUUUUUUUUUUUUUAACGUUUUGUUGAAAAUUUAAGUAUUUUACAGGGAGUUACACUGUAAGACAAAGUUCUGUACUUUAAUCUCUUCUACUUUACACUGUUUGAAUGCUAACUUUUGUAAUGCAUUUUAUGUUGAUGUAUCUGUUUAGCUUUUAAAUAUACGAAAGGUUAAAAAAUAUAUAUAUAUAUUCUGUUACUUUAAAAACAUUCAGUCUUUGCUGUGGUAAAAUCAAGGUUAAAAAUAAACCAGAUUCUUUGUGAA
Molecule: messenger RNA, 2358 nt
Organism: Acipenser ruthenus (sterlet)
Lineage: Eukaryota; Metazoa; Chordata; Actinopteri; Acipenseriformes; Acipenseridae
Product: vesicle transport protein SFT2B-like
Exons: 8
Coding region: 124-612 (162 amino acids)
Biological process (GO): vesicle-mediated transport
Cellular component (GO): membrane
Source: RefSeq, a predicted model, not a curated record